AUGAGUGGCUGUCAAACGUGGGAGGCAGCCGUGCAGUCGGCGGCCAAGUCGAAGAAGAAGGGCGGGGGCUUUCAAAGCUUUGGCCUGGAUAAGCCACUCCUCGAUGCGAUUCUGAAAAAAGGCUUCUCCGUGCCCACCCCGAUCCAGCGCAAGGCAAUCCCGCCAAUGCUGCAGGGGAACGACGUGGUUGCCAUGGCUCGCACCGGGUCGGGAAAGACAGCGGCGUUUCUCAUUCCAAUGUUAAACGCCCUGAAGGCACACUCAAAAGUGGUUGGCAUUCGCGGGCUAGUGCUGUCCCCGACGCGGGAGCUCAGCCUGCAGACCUUACACAACGGGUUCGCGCUUAACAGAUUUCUCGAUUUGCGCUUCGCUGCCUUGGUGGGCGGAGACUCGAUGGAGCAGCAAUUUGAGCUCUUGGCGUCGAACCCCGACGUGGUCGUUGCGACGCCCGGUCGUCUUCUGCACAUCAUGGAGGAGGCUUCGCUGCACCUCACGAGUGUGCGCUGCCUCGUUCUGGAUGAGGCGGAUCGCCUAUUUGAGUUGGGCCUGCAGCCGCAGAUCGGAGCCAUCAUGCAGAAAAUACCCGAGUCCUGCCAGCGUGCCCUCUUUUCCGCGACGAUGCCUAGCGUAUUGGCGGAGUUCACGAGCGCUGGCCUGCAUAACCCGGUUGUCAUACGCCUCGACUCGGAGAUGACGUUGAGUGACCAACUCAAGCAGAGCGCCUUCCUCGUGCGCAACGGCGAAAAGGUUGCCGCAUUGAUCGUACUGCUCAAGCGCCUGCUGCACGUUGGAGAGGCCAUCGUGAAUAAUGCGCAGGCGCUCAUUUUUGUCGAAUCCAAGUUUCAUGUGGAGUAUCUGCAGAUGAUUCUGACCACCUACGGUAUCUCAGCGAGUGCGGUACACGGGCAGAUGGACCAGGAGGCUCGUCGCCUUGCCGUGCGCAGCUUUGCGAAGCGUGAAACAACUGUGAUGGUGGUCACGGACGUGGCGGCGCGCGGUUUAGACUUGCCGCUGCUCGACAACGUUGUCAAUUUCUCUUUUCCCUUCAACCCAAAACUGUUUGUGCACCGCGUCGGCCGUGUCGCGCGCGCCGGUCGCUCCGGUACGGCCUACUCUCUUAUGACCUUCGAGGACUUUCCGUACUACAUCGACCUCAUGCAGUUCAUAGGCCGGCCCCUGCAGUCCGCCCCAGUACCCGGCGACCUUCUUUUCACUCCAGACGACGGCUGCUACGGCCGCUUACCCGAAGAGGAUAUUCAGCUCGAGCUCGACUUCCUCAAACGCCUGCACGAAAACGAUGUAGAGGUGCGCAACAUGGCGCGAGUGGUAGAGCACGCACAUACAAAGUUCAACCGCACAAAGAAGAAGUCGACGCACGAAGCGAUACAGGAGGCCCGAAAGCCGCAGUACGCCUUUGACCGCACCCCACUGCAUCCAAUGCUGCUCGAGCGCCUCGGCAGCACCCGGCUACGCGCUGAUGAGGCGCGCUUCGACCUCAAGCGUUUCAAGCCGAAGGAGCUCUUCCUAGAAAUGGGCUCGAAGGAGAAGCUGUUUGCGAUUUGCCGGGCGGAAACAGCGCAGUCUUUGUCACGGCCUACCAAGGCCGAUGGCGAGGCGGAGAAAGGCGGAGCGCCCUCAGCGGCGCCAAAUGAGAAAAAGCUCUCUCUUGCCGAGCGGAUGCUGCAGCGUGCGCAGGAGCGCAAAAAGCGUGAGCGCGAAGGCGGCAGCUGCAGCAGUAGCAAUUCCCUUCACAGCGACGAUGCGGUGAUGAACGUGGUGACCCAUUCGCGUCAAGCGGCACUGGGACAGGAGGAAAGCAUCGAGUCCGGCGCCUACCGUGACGUGAACUUCUUCAUGGUCCUGGAGCGGCGUGACACCCUGAACAACGCUCACUACUCUGUCAAGGAUGCGACAAUGGAUAUCACUGCCGAGACGGCUGAGGAGGCUGCGCAGCAACGGCAGGUGUUUGCGUGGAGCAAGAAAAAGAAUCGCUAUGUUCAGAUGCACGUCAAUGACGCCAAGGCCCUCCUGAAAGGCGUGAAGAACGAGGCCGGUAGGGCCAUCAACUACAAGAGCAAGCUCCAGGCCUACUCGAAGUGGCUGAAGAAGAGCAACAUGCGCAUUCAAGAUGUUGGCGAAGAGGAGGACCUCGUGCCGCUGAAGCGCGCCAAGGCAGCAGCCUUGUCGUCCCACCCACAAGACGGUGAGGGGGACGGCGAUAUUGUAGAUAUUAGCGACCCGAACCAGGGCAAGAAACUCCGCGUUGGUCGAAAGCAAAAGCGACUUCCCAAGGAUGGCCAUGUACGCUCUUUCGAGGAGAUGGCGACAAUGCGGCGCAAGGCAGAGAAGGAGAAGAACCGCUUGGCGCGUAAGAAGCAGCGCCAUGACGUUGGAAAGAAGAAGGGCAAGUAA
This is a messenger RNA of Leishmania braziliensis MHOM/BR/75/M2904, 2412 nucleotides long. RefSeq names its product putative ATP-dependent RNA helicase. Gene Ontology annotation, cellular component: nucleus. The transcript has a single exon. Bases 1 to 2412 code for a protein of 803 amino acids. Gene Ontology annotation, molecular function: ATP binding; RNA helicase activity; RNA binding. The record is from RefSeq and is a predicted model, not a curated record. Lineage: Eukaryota; Euglenozoa; Kinetoplastea; Trypanosomatida; Trypanosomatidae.